This is a messenger RNA of Sparassis crispa, 207 nucleotides long. RefSeq lists its product as hypothetical. The transcript has a single exon. The record is from RefSeq and is a predicted model, not a curated record. Bases 1 to 207 code for a protein of 68 amino acids. NCBI's taxonomy places the organism in Eukaryota, Fungi, Basidiomycota, Agaricomycetes, Polyporales, Sparassidaceae.
AUGGGUCUGUCCGAUCUACGGAACUGUUACACGGCUUUCGAGACUGGCUCCUCAGAGGAGUCCAACACCGCGUCGCGCUCCGUCAAGCCCGGUCCUCAUCGCUUCGGGGAUCGUUUCUGUAUGGACGUGGGCUGCGACUCUUCUCCAAAGUCCAACGCUGCAUGGGCGUCGCCUGCUGAAAUCUGCAAGUACCGAGGUGCAGCUUAA